CCCAAGCAUCAGCCUUGCACGGUUUUUUAAAGUUUUGUACUGGCAACAUUUAAAAAGAAAAAAGUUACCCCUUCCACUACUCCCACCUGGCGACGGUUGGAACCGCCAUUUUUACUUCAUUAUUCAUUCCCGUGCUCAAGCCUUCGCACGCGUACCUUCCACUUUAAACAUGGGGAAACGGAAGAAUGAAGAGGAUGAGAUUAGGAGAAAAAUUAAGAAGCUAGAAACCAAAUUGCUACGACGGACACGUGGCCGAUCAAGAAUUCUAUAUUCUUCAGAUUCUAGUGAAACAGACGGUAAGUACGACAUGAUAGUCGAUUCUGAAGCACGUCAAGAUCGAUGCUCGUCGCCGCGCGGCCACGUGGCCGCGCCGCCGCCGCCUCGCGCCGCAGCGUCGUCGCCAACACCAGCGCCAGACUCGCCGCAACAACCACCGCCUCAGCCCCCGACGCAACAAGAGCCGCCGCGACCAGCCUCUCCGCGCCCAGGCCCGUCGUCUGCUCCAGAUCUACCAGAAACUCAACCGCAGGUACUUUCGUCUUCCGCGCAGGAUCAAGAACUUGAUGACGACAUCUUGCUAAUGCUAGGCGAUGCUCCAAAACCAGAACUGGCGUUAGGCGACAGCAUACACAAGGACGUGGCCAGUAGAUGGCAUGAAAUCUUACUAAAAGGUUUACAAAAGGAGGUUAAAGAAAAACUUUUUCAAGAGUACCUCGUGCCCAGCAAUUGUGACCUCUUAGUUGCUCCUACUCUUAACGCUGAGGCUAAAGCGGCAUUAACAGUUAGUUCAAUAAAAAGAGAUCAUGCCAUAAUGGAAAAACAGAAGCAAUUAGGAAUUGCUCUGUCUGCUCUCGCGCAGGCCACGGAUUUAUUGCUUAAACCAGAUGCAUCUGCGCAAAAAAUCUUGAAACCAGUCAGCGAUGCUUGUCGUAUCUUGUGCGAUAGCCACUACUUAGAAACAAAAACACGUCGCUACUUCGUAGUUUCAUCAGUUAACACCGAUCUUAAAGAGACUCUUACUAAUACGGUUAGAGACGGUUUCCUUUUUGGAGAUAAUGUAACUGACAAAUUAAAAGCCGCUCAAUCUAUUCAAAAGUCUGGGGAAACAUUAAAACAUACACCAAAACCGUUUAACAAUCGUUUUAAUAAAAAUAAUUUUGUACUUAACAAAAAGUCGCAGAAAAACAAUUUAAACUUCAAACCCCUGCAUCAAAGGACGCAGAGCAAGCCCGAUGCAGGGCACUACCGGCCGCCGCCGCGCUCCAGCCGCCCGAGCGGCGCCCACGCCCCGCGCCGCUCGAGCUCGCCGCGCCGCCGCAGCCACCGGAGCUACAGGAGAUAGCUGAACACGA
Cydia strobilella is the source of this 1352-nucleotide messenger RNA. RefSeq lists its product as uncharacterized. The transcript has 2 exons. The record is from RefSeq and is a predicted model, not a curated record. The coding region runs from base 170 to 1342 and encodes 390 amino acids. NCBI's taxonomy places the organism in Eukaryota, Metazoa, Arthropoda, Insecta, Lepidoptera, Tortricidae.